AAUUGUAGAAUCCAAUAUAAAAUGUAGUACCAUUUCUUAUAAUGCUUGAGUGUCCCUUAUCAUUUCUCAUAUAAUUAUCCUUACUUUGUCAUAACUCACAAGUCACAACCAGCUUAUAUAUAAACAUACAAGUACAACAUUACACACCAAAACAGUUCAUAAUAUUGGAAGUUACAAAACCAUCUUCAUCAUUCUCUUCUCCUAAAACAACCCCAAGAAAUAACAAACACACCAUUUUCUUUCAGCCAUGACCACCGGAAACCUAGACGGUCGCCGGAAGAGGAAGUGUUUGGCUUGUAUAGUAGCCGGAGUCAUAAUACAAACCCUAAUCAUAGUUUUCUUUUUCGUUUUCAUUAUGCGUGUCAGAACACCCAAAGUUCGUAUAGCCUCAGUCUCUAUCGAGUCCAUAAACAUAAACCCUUCUUCCAAAUCCUCUUCGUUUAGGAUCAAAGUCAAUGCAGAAGUCAAAGUGAAGAACACCAACUUCGGCUACUACAAGUUCGAAAACAGUACGGCCACGAUCUUAUAUAGAGGAGCUGAGGUUGGGAAGACCACUUUGGUCAAAGCCCGAGUCAAAGCUCGGUCAACAAAGAGUUUCAACAUUACAAUGUCGAUUAACUCCAACAAGGUCUCCUCAGAUUCUCAUCUGGCGGGUGAUAUCAGUUCCAAGAAUUUGAGUUUGAGUGUCUCUGCCAUUUUGGAAGGAAAGGUACACCUGUUUAUGAUUUUUAAGAAGAAGAGAUCUGCAAAAAUGGAUUGUACCUUUGUGAUCAACACUUCAUCCAAAACGGUUCAUGAUUUGUUGUGCAAGUAAACUUAAUUAGUUACCUCUUCUAAUGUUAUUCUUCUUAUUAGUAACUUAUUACUUUCUUUUACUUUGGGGGUUGAUACUAAAUUGAUUUGAUUUUUAAGAUAUUUGCAUUUUUUUUCUCCUUCAUGGGGGGACUAUUGUUGAUUGUAACAAAGUAGUUUGUAUUGUAAUUCUUUAAUUGUAGUGUCUUGUGUUUGUGUCUUUUUUUUAUUCGAUUAAUUAUACAAGCAAGUUAAUUAGUUCU
Messenger RNA from Cannabis sativa, 1055 nucleotides. RefSeq names its product late embryogenesis abundant protein At1g64065. The record is from RefSeq and is a predicted model, not a curated record. Bases 248 to 814 code for a protein of 188 amino acids. NCBI's taxonomy places the organism in Eukaryota, Viridiplantae, Streptophyta, Magnoliopsida, Rosales, Cannabaceae. The transcript has a single exon.